UCCCAGUGCCAACCUGUUUCUCCUUUCCUGUAAUAAAUCUUAGCCCCCUGAGCACCUACAGAGGUGCUAAGGUGAUUCUUAUGCUGUCGUUUGCAAAUUGUGCUUACCAUAUGGGACUGGUAAGAAAAGCAAAACAGAAACACAUUUACUGCAGUCUGGAUGCUUCUACUCUAAUGGACUUGAUGCAGAGCCUCUAUGUUGCUCGCUCAGAUAGCUUCUUCUUGACACCCUGGCUGUCAGAUGAUGAUGAGCUAAAUAUAAAUACGCACUUUCUUCACUGCAAGAAGCUGGAAUAUUUUGACGUUCAAUCCCCUCCAUGGAAACAAGUUGCUUACUCACUGCUGCUGCUGCAGUAUGAGUCACCCAGGAAUAUUCUUAGCACAGCCAGAUGACAAUGGGCUCCCAACAGCCAACCAUCCCUGCCAGCUAGCCUGCCCAGUGGCAAGGCAUGGUGGGAGUUGUAGUCCUAAAAUGUUUGGAGGCCAGCUUGGGAAAAGCUGUCUUUAAUAUGAAUAUGUGUGUUCUCAUUUUGUGUUCCUCGACCCCAACGCUUAAGGCUGUGCAGUUUUCAGGAAACACCCCCACCCAUUCCAGACACAUUCCCCCCACCCUCAAAGAAUUCUGGGCAACGUAGUUUUCCCUUCACAGAGUUACUCUUCCCAACAACCCUGCACAAACCACAGGGCCCAGGAUUCUCUGAGGGGACAGUGCGGUCGCCCUCAUUGGUCGCCCUUCUCCUCAUUGACUCACCCCACAACUCCUCCCCCUUUGUAUUCCUGACAGGAGAAAGCCCCUUAUCCGAGGCUCCGCUUCCCUCGGGAUGAAGGCCAGCUCUGGCCUGGGAAGGGGAAGGUCGCGGCGGGUGGUUUAUGUGAACAGUUUCGGCAGCCACCGCUGCGGCAACGUGAUUCGUUAUGGCGGCGGCGGCGGCCACCUGAGGGACCCGGAGGCUUCCUGCCUCUCGGGCGCGUCUCCCGCUGCCGCGCUCUCGGGCAGAAGAGGCUCUCGGGGUGCAGCCGGUCCUCCCUCCGGGGAACGAGGGAGCCCCUGCUUGGGGCUGAAAGCCCCUGGCGAGGCGAGAGCGAAGGGGGUCGGGAGAGGCUGGGAGGAAGGAGGCGAGGCGAAGAGGCCCAGAGCCGAGAGGCUGCUUGGGGUCAAGCCCCCGGCGUCGCCACGCGAAGGGCGGAGCAGCAAGGCGGCGGCUGUCAACUCCACAGGCUCCGACGGCCAGGAAGAAGCGGGUACGAGCAGAGCGCAGGGCAGGAGGCCGCGUGUCCUCGCCGGUGGCUGCAAGGAAACUCAAGGAGAUGCAUUUGAAUUUCCUCCUUCCUGGGAAGUUGAUAACAGUGAGAUCAGGCAUCAAAAGAAAGAGUCCACAGUCUGGCUUGGAGUGUGUAAAGUAAUUUCUAAAAUGAUAGAAGAAAAUGGACACUUUAGAAGCAGAUUGCUGUCCUGUAGCAAACUUCCAAGUGAAGGGAGAGAUGUAAAUGGGAAUGUACAAAACGAGACUUCCUGCAUUGACACUGAUGAAGCCAUUUUUGGAUGGGUGUAGGAAACAAAGCAACAAGGAAAUGAAGAUUUAGUUCAGGUUUUGCAUUUUAGCUGUUUUCCAGUAAUCCUUUAACUAUACAGGAGAAACAGAUUCUUAGCGUCAGAGGUACUGGAAUACAAAUACUAGACAUGUUAUGUGGAACAAUUUAUGUGUUUUUCAUGUAAUAGGUUAAUUGUAAUGUAAGUUUGAUAUUGUUUAAAUGUGAUUAAGCAAAUCAGCUUUGCAUUUGGGUUUAGGUGCUCAUAAAGGAAUACAAUG
Molecule: messenger RNA, 1810 nt
Organism: Podarcis muralis (Common wall lizard)
Lineage: Eukaryota; Metazoa; Chordata; Lepidosauria; Squamata; Lacertidae
Gene: C2H5orf47
Product: chromosome 2 C5orf47 homolog
Source: RefSeq, a predicted model, not a curated record